GCUCCUUAAUCCUUCUUUAACAGGCUCCAGUUAACUCUUCAACACAAAGCACAAGCUGAAUAGGGUGAAGAAAAGGAUAUCAUAUAACAAUGGCAACCAACGAGGAUCAAAAGCAAACUGAAUCUGGAAGGCAUCAAGAGGUUGGUCACAAAAGCCUUCUGCAAAGUGAUGCUCUUUACCAGUAUAUUCUAGAGACAAGCGUGUUCCCAAGAGAACAUGAAGCCAUGAAAGAGUUGAGAGAGGUCACAGCAAAACAUCCAUGGAACAUCAUGACAACCUCUGCAGACGAGGGACAAUUUUUGAACAUGCUCCUUAAACUUAUCAAUGCCAAGAAUACCAUGGAAAUUGGUGUCUACACUGGCUACUCCCUUCUUGCCACUGCCCUUGCUCUUCCUGAAGAUGGAAAGAUUUUGGCCAUGGACAUUAACAAGGAAAAUUACGAAUUGGGUCUGCCCGUAAUUAAAAAAGCUGGUGUUGCCCACAAAAUUGAUUUCAGAGAAGGCCCUGCUCUUCCGGUUCUUGAUGAAAUGGUUAAAGAUGAAAAGAAUCAUGGGAGCUACGAUUUCAUCUUCGUGGAUGCGGACAAAGACAAUUACAUCAACUACCAUAAGAGGUUAAUUGAACUUGUUAAAGUGGGAGGUGUGAUCGGGUACGACAACACCUUGUGGAAUGGAUCUGUAGUGGCACCUCCUGAUGCUCCUCUCAGGAAAUAUGUUAGGUAUUACAGGGAUUUCGUGUUGGAACUUAACAAGGCUUUGGCUGUCGACCCUAGGAUUGAAAUCUGUAUGCUUCCUGUUGGUGAUGGAAUCACUAUCUGCCGUCGGAUCAAGUAAUUGUCUUGCGUGUGCACAAUCAUCUACCGCCCCACAUUAUUAUCAUUAUUGUGUCGGAGCUAAAGCAUUUCAACUUUUUCUUUCUUUCUUUUCUCUACAAGAUAUUUGUGUUUGUAAUGUUCUCUUGUAUUCAUAUUGAAACGCCGAAUAAUUCAAGUUAUAUAUGGCCUUUUAUUCUUGUUUCA
Messenger RNA from Cicer arietinum (chickpea), 1018 nucleotides. Its product is annotated as caffeoyl-CoA O-methyltransferase. The record is from RefSeq and is marked validated. Lineage: Eukaryota; Viridiplantae; Streptophyta; Magnoliopsida; Fabales; Fabaceae. Gene Ontology annotation, molecular function: O-methyltransferase activity; S-adenosylmethionine-dependent methyltransferase activity.